AUGAGUUCUGACCUGCCCCAGUCGUUGCGCGCUGCAAGCGACAGCCUCGAACCCCAAUGGGCAGAGGUCCAUCAAGAACACCCCAACGCCAUCGCAGUCGACUGUCUCCACGACCGUUCUCUCUGCGACGAGACUGAUCUAGCGUCUUUCCCGGCCAUCAGACUGUAUCUUAAAGACGGCAGCAUGCAAAGAUACCGCGGGCCCCGCAGGACUAAAGAUAUCACGGCUUUUGUGAAGAGAUUGUCGCGUCCAGUAAUCACAUAUGUCACGCAAAAUGCUGCAAGUGACUUCUCAAAAAGCGACAAUGUUGUUCUCGUCGCCAGACUGGCGAAUAACGACGACAGUCUGCGAGUGAGAUUCGACAAUUUAGCAAAGCAUUACCAUGACCGAUAUUCCUUUGGUGUUGUGCAAGGUUCAGAUACAUCGUCUAGCGUGAGCUGCCAUAACAACCUCGACAGCCUCCAGUUCAAUGCAAACGACCUUUCGGCAGUUGAUGCGUUACAGUCGCUCAUCCAUCAGUGCUCCACGCCUCUCGUGGCACAGCUCACGCGGAGGAACGAGAUGGAACACUUGAGUGCUGGCAAAUCGCUUGUAUCCUUCUUCGCCUCUGACCACAACCGACGGGAAGAGUAUUCCAGCGACAUCAGACAGCUCGCAAGAAACUUUCAGGAGUACCUCAACUUUGUUACUGUGGACUCUAGCGAGUAUCCCGACAUGCUAGUAGGGUUAGGACUUCCAAGAGACGUAUCUGAAGCAUUGGCGCUUCAGAACCCCCAAACUGGACAGAUUUUCCCGUACAUUGGCAAAAUUGACGCCAAAAGCGUGGAAGGUUUCAUUGUCGAUAUCUCCGAGGGCAACAUCCAGCCUUGGGAUGGUCAGUUGCCAGUGGCAGAGCAGGAUGGGGUCCAGAUUGGGCAUGAUGAAUUGUAG
This is a messenger RNA of Colletotrichum siamense, 930 nucleotides long. RefSeq names its product Protein disulfide-isomerase (gene pdiA-0). Gene Ontology annotation, molecular function: protein disulfide isomerase activity. The record is from RefSeq and is a predicted model, not a curated record. Gene Ontology annotation, biological process: protein folding; response to endoplasmic reticulum stress. Gene Ontology annotation, cellular component: endoplasmic reticulum. Bases 1 to 930 code for a protein of 309 amino acids. Lineage: Eukaryota; Fungi; Ascomycota; Sordariomycetes; Glomerellales; Glomerellaceae. The transcript has 4 exons.